AUGAUGAUCGGUGGUGGCGUCGCGAGCCCUCCUGGUGGUACUGCCAAGUCGGUGGCUGCGAUCGACGCCGAGAUGGUGCAGGUCGAGGGCAUUGGCAGUGGAAGUGUCAGUGGCAGUGCUAGUGGUAGUGGUAGUCCCGCGACCGCUUCUACGAGACUAUUAACUAAUAAUAAUAAUAAUAAUAAUAAUAAUAAUAGUAAUAAUAAUAAUCCUAACGCUAGCAACAACAACAACAACAAUAACGAGGGACACGCUGUGGUGAAUUGCAGUGGCGCCGGUACCGGCGCUGCAAGUGACAAGUUUUGCUGUCACGACGAGGACCUUCCCGUCAGUACGGGUGUAACGCGACCUUGGGAACCACCCUCGCCGACCUUCUCCCAGACGAGGUCACAUCUCAUUCAGGUUCAUCCGACUCAUCAUCAUCAGCAUCCGGCUGCACACCAUCAUCAACAAAUGACGGUACCACCGGCUUCCCUAAUCGACGGCGUGAGUUUGCAAAGCUGUACAGCUGGACCAUUUGCAAGCGGAAAUGGCGGUGGUGCAUCUAGACAACGUUUGUUGGAACUCUCCCAUGGAUUGGGUGCACUUAGACAUUACAACGAUUUAGCCAAUCACGUGUUAUCUUUAAACCAACAAGGUGCCGUCGUUACGAAACUAUUAGGUACGCUUCGUCCGCCAGGCCUGAUAGGUGGAAGUAAACCCAAAGUUGCGACGCCAGCUGUCGUUGCUAAAAUCGAACAAUACAAGAGAGAAAAUCCGACAAUAUUCGCAUGGGAAAUUAGAGAAAGACUCAUAUCCGAAGGUGUUUGCAGUAACGCGACAGCACCAUCGGUAAGCAGUAUAAAUCGAAUUUUACGAAACCGUGCUGCGGAAAGAGCAGCAGCGGAAUUUGCGAGAGCAGCUGGUUACGGAUUGUACGCGGCCGGGCCGCAUCCGUAUUUUAAUACAGCUGCCCAUCAGCAUCCAACUACGAGCCAUCAUCUUCCUGGUGGAUGGCCAGCACCGGGAGCACCUGGUCAUCCUUGGAUGUUACCACCCUUGGCCACUGGUAUUUCGGGGGCUGCUUCGGCAUUACUUUUACCACCGUCCUUGAGUCCUGGGGCUGCUGCUGCUGCAGCUGCGGCCGCAUCCGCUUCCGCUGCUGGUACUGCCGAUCAUGCUUUGCACGCUGCCGACGCCAUUGCCAGAGGAUACUUACAAGACGGUGACGGUGACGAUGGAAGUUUGGAUGGUUCCGAGCAACCAAAAUUCCGAAGAAAUCGCACCACCUUCAGUCCGGAACAACUCGAGGAACUUGAAAAGGAAUUCGAGAGGUCGCACUACCCUUGCGUUUCGACUCGCGAACGGUUGGCAUCGAAGACCUCCCUUUCGGAGGCACGCGUACAGGUUUGGUUUUCCAACAGACGGGCAAAGUGGCGUCGUCAUCAGCGAAUGAACCUUUUAAAGCGUUCGCCACCACCGCCGCCGCCGCCGCCGCCACCGCAGCCGCAGCCGCAACCGCGGCCGCAAUCCGCAUCCAGCAUGGAAAUUGGCCGUACAUCGGUUUGCUCAAUCGGAGGAAUGGGAGGCGAAAGUAGCGCGUUUCGUGCUGUCGUAACAACAACUUCUUGUUCCCAAUCAUCGAGGGAAUCCAACGAUAGGAUCAAUAGGCUUGAAUCAAUUUCAAAACACCAACAACAACACCAACAACACCAACACCAUCAACAACAACCGGAAAAGAAACCAAGUGCAUUCCGUAUGAUCAGCCAAUUGGUGGGGGAAGAUUCGCGUUCUAAUUUGUCGCGUACAACCAGUCCCAAUUACGAUAAUCAACAAAGGUCUGGUCAUGGGCCUGGUGGACCUGGUUCCGGUCAAAGAAUAGAAUACGAAACUGUGGAGGACGAUGAAGACGAGGACGAAGAAAUCGACGUUCAAGAUUCCGAUCAGGAUAUACCAUCUUCACCGCCGGUCGCGUGGAGAGAUCAUUGGACCGAUCAACAACCCCUAGAAUUGACCAAACACGAUCGUUGA
This is a messenger RNA of Polistes canadensis, 2010 nucleotides long. RefSeq lists its product as uncharacterized. The transcript is spliced from 7 exons. NCBI's taxonomy places the organism in Eukaryota, Metazoa, Arthropoda, Insecta, Hymenoptera, Vespidae. Gene Ontology annotation, molecular function: DNA-binding transcription factor activity, RNA polymerase II-specific; RNA polymerase II cis-regulatory region sequence-specific DNA binding. Gene Ontology annotation, biological process: anatomical structure development; regulation of transcription by RNA polymerase II. The coding region runs from base 1 to 2010 and encodes 669 amino acids. The record is from RefSeq and is a predicted model, not a curated record.